Polistes dominula (European paper wasp) is the source of this 796-nucleotide messenger RNA. RefSeq names its product Gamma-interferon-inducible lysosomal thiol reductase 1 (gene GILT1). Gene Ontology annotation, molecular function: oxidoreductase activity, acting on a sulfur group of donors, disulfide as acceptor. The record is from RefSeq and is a predicted model, not a curated record. NCBI's taxonomy places the organism in Eukaryota, Metazoa, Arthropoda, Insecta, Hymenoptera, Vespidae.
CCACUUUUAGUGCCUACUCGCAGUAGGACAAGAACGCAGGCAAGUUUAAACCUCUGUCCACUCUCUGUUAUCAAUCAGAAGAACCAUGCAGUGCAACCUGUUCAAUCCGAGAUGCUUGCUGUUUAUCACCGCAUUCUUUACGUUUUCCAAUGAUGUGACCUUGGUAUCCGGCGAUGAAUUAAAACCAACACUCGUAAACGUUCAUGUUUACUACGAAUCACUAUGCGGUGAUAGUAUGAGAUGGAUAAAGGAUCAACUCGUACCCAGUUACCCGUUCUUGAAAAAAUAUCUUAAUAUUACUCUCAUUCCGUACGGUAAAGCAACGCAAUCACGCGAUUCUGAAACCGGUUUAUGGCAUUUUUCGUGCCAACACGGAUCUUCCGAAUGCCUUGGUAACAAAGCACAAGCCUGUGCUAUUCAUGCCACAGAAACGAAUUAUUACGAAGAAAAUGAACGACAAGAUCAAAUAGUUAAUUUAAUCGGUUGCACUAUGAGCGAUAAAUAUCCACCAAGUGCUGUUGAAACUUGCGCAACGAAACAAAAUUUGAAGGAAGAAACACGUAAGCUUAUAUCAGAAUGCAUUAAAAGUCCUGUAGCAGACAAUUUGCUUGCUAUUAACGGCGAUAAAACGUCGGCUCUCAAUCCACCUCUUUCAUUCGUUCCAACAAUAAUAAUUAACGGAGUUUAUUCGAAAGAAAAUCAAGAUGCCGCGUUGAGCAAUUUCUUGCAAUUAAUUUGCAGCCUCUUAUCUGAUAACGAAAAACUUUCGACUUGUUCGACGUUUUAAGUUAAAAAA